UUGUUCGCGAACGAUUCAUCCCCACUAACCAUGGAGUCCGGAUUCACAACAUGAUAUAAAGAGCGAAACGGAAGGGAGCUUUACACUAUAACACAGUCCCCUUUUUAUAUUUUUUUUCUCCCAUAUAGUUUACAGUGGGCAAAGAUAAACAUGUGAGAGAGAAAAAGGAGGGUAAAGAAAUCCACUGGAAGAACGGACUAGAAAGGCAGGACUGAACGAUUCAGACAGUGCGAUACUGAUCCCCUUGGUAACGGGAACGGAACCGUUUUCUUUCUACCUCAUCCGUGAUGACCGAGGUGGGAGUGAAGUGGGCCUGCGACUACUGCACCUAUGAGAACUGGCCGUCCGCUGUGAAGUGCACCAUGUGUCGUGCACAGUGUCCCAGCAGCCCCAUAAUCACAAAGGAGACCUACAAUAGCAGCCCCAGCAGUCUUAGUACGGAGCCUAGUUGUGGCUGGCAGGACCCUCCAAGCCCCGAGGGAAGCUGUGGUAGCCUCCUCAUCUACCCAGACUCCAGUGCCAGGCCCCGUGUCAAGCCCCCCAGCAUGGCUGAGAAUAGCUCCAAAUGGUCCUGUCAGAUGUGCACCUACUUGAACUGGCCCCGUGCCAUCCGCUGUACCCAGUGUCUGUGUCAGCGCCACCAGAGGACCCCAUGCAGCCCCACAGAGGCCCCCCAGACAUCAGGCUCCAAUGUGGGCCACCGCCCAGCCCCUCCCCCCAUGGACCCUAGUACAGAGGAGUACAACGACCGGAACAGACUCAACAGACUCAACACCCGAGGUGGUGGUGGCGGCAGUAGCAGUGGGCAGCACUGGACUUGCACGGCCUGUACUUACCAGAACUAUCCCAAGACCCGGAAGUGCAUUGUCUGCGACCACCCACAGCCUCAACCUAACAACCGGGAGGCUAAUCCUAUAGAGCUGGCUGGGCAGUCCGAGGAGUCUCCCUCCUCCACAUCCUCAAUCAUCAAUGAACAGGACAGAGACGGGGCCAGGUGGAGAGGGAGUGGGGGGAGCUGCAGUAGAGGGCUGAGCGGGGGACAGAGACAGGGACUGGGACAGAGGAGGACUUCUCCACCCACCUCUAAGAAGGAGGCGGAGGUAAAGAUGGACUUCCAGAGGAUUGAGCUGGCGGCCGGGGCGAUGGGCAGUAGAGAGGAGCAGCAUCGUCAUCCGGAGAACAUUGAUUUCAAGAAGACUAAACAGAUUAAAAACAGGAUGAGGAAAACUGACUGGCUGUUCCUUAAUGCUUGUGCAGGUGUGGUGGAGGGGAACAUGGCUGCUGUCGAGGCCUACAAGUCGUCCGGCGGUGACAUCGCCCGUCAGCUGACUUCAGACGAGGUCCGCCUCCUGAACCGCGCCACUGCCUUCAACGAUGGCUUUACGCUAGUUCACCUGGCCAUCCGCUUCCAGAGACAAGACAUGUUGGCUAUCCUUCUCACUGAGGUGUCCCAGCAGGCAGCUAAGUGUAUCCCUGCCAUGGUGUGUGGUGAGCUGACAGAACAGAUCCGCAGGGAGAUCGCUGCCUCUCUGCACCAACGUAAAGGAGACUUCAACUGUUACUUCCUCUCUGACCUGGUGACCUUCACUCUACCCGCAGAUACAAUCGAAGACCUGCCCACUGCAGUCCAGGAGAAGCUGUUUGACGAGGUGUUAGAUCGAGAUGUACAGAAAGAGCUAGAGGAGGAGUCUCCCAUCAUCAACUGGUCCUUGGAGCUGGGUACCAGGCUGGACAGCAGACUGUAUGCCCUGUGGAACCGUACACAGGGAGACUGCCUGUUAGACUCAGUACUGCAGGCUACCUGGGGGAUAUACGACAAGGACUCAGUCCUCCGCAAGACCCUCCACGACAGCCUGCAUGACUGCUCUCACUGGUUCUACACACGGUGGAAGGAGUGGGAGUCGUGGUAUUCUCAGAGCUUUGGUCUCCACUUCUCCCUCCGAGAAGAACAGUGGCAGGAGGACUGGGCCUUCAUACUCUCUCUGGCCAGCCAGCCUGGUGCCAGCCUGGAACAGACUCACAUCUUUGUUCUAGCACACAUUCUUCGUCGACCAAUCAUCGUGUACGGAGUGAAGUAUUACAAGAGUUUCCGUGGAGAAACUUUAGGCUACACUCGUUUCCAAGGUGUGUACCUGCCCCUGUUGUGGGAGCAGAGCUUCUGUUGGAAGAGUCCCAUCGCCCUGGGUUACACACGCGGACACUUCUCUGCCCUGGUCGCCAUGGAGAACGACGGCUACGACAAUCGCGGCGCGGGCGCCAACCUCAACACUGACGAUGACGUCACCGUAACCUUCCUGCCGCUGGUGGACAGCGAGAGGAAACUGCUGCACGUACAUUUCCUGUCUGCACAAGAGAUGGGUAACGAGGAGCAGCAGGAGAAGUUGUUGAGGGAGUGGCUGGACUGCUGUGUAACGGAGGGAGGCAUGUUGGCCGCAAUGCAGAAGUCGUCCCGUCGACGUAACCACCCGCUGGUCACACAAAUGGUGGAGAACUGGCUGGAUGGAUAUCGACAGAUCUGUCCCUGCGCCUCUCUCUCCGACGGGGAGGAGGAGGAGGAGGAAGAUGAGUGAAGGAGGGAAGGACACAGUGACACAGACACAGGAGAGGGUGACCAAGAGGAGGAUGUGGCGUCACUGGAUGGGACUCGAGACCACUAGCAUCCUUCAUACGGUACCAUACGCCUCCUCACCUCAAGAGAGAGAGGAUCCACGGUCUUCUGCGCUGCCGUCUGAGGCUGUAUCCCAAAGCACAUAGGGUUCUGGUCAAAAAAGUCGUGCACACUAUAUAGGGGAAUAGGUUGGCAUUUGGGAUGCAGGCGGAGCGAUCAAUGGUCUUUCACUCUGCCGUCUCAGAAGCACUGAAGAGAGGAGACCUGCUCUGGUUCUGAAAGAACUCUUGGAACACAUUCUAGAAUCUCCUCAACAAACCAUGGCAACAACAAUGGGUGCGUUCAUAAAUUCACUCUGGAGUGCGUUGUCAGUUCGUAAAUUCACUCUGGAGUGCGUUGUCAGUUCGUAAAUUCACUCUGGAGUGCGUUGUCAGUUCGUAAAUUCACUCUGGAGGGCGUUGUCAGUUCGUAAAUUCAGAACGCACACUGGAACGCUCUGGCCGAGGAGUAGGGUUGAUCUGAGCGUCCUGACCUCACAACGGCAAUCAAGCACACAAGCUAACUGGCUAAAGUUGGUUAGCUUGCUAGCUACUUCCAGACACAUAAUGAGAGAACAGCUCACUCUGACCAUGUUACUCUCCACAGCAGAGCUGGUUAGGCUGUUUACAUGUUAUCCAGAGCGUUGGUGACUGUAACUGUGCUGCUGACAACAAUUUAAUUACGCUUUUCUUUUUGCAGAGGUUUACUGACACCGGUCAUAUUCAACGGGUGUGUUGCGUGUUUAUAAAUGAAUCAGUUAUUCUGCCCUCUGUCACACGGACGACAUUCUGUUCUGAAAUGGGAGUAGAUCGCCAGAGGGACUUUACGAACGCACCCAAGGACAAACAAAACCACCAAGUAGCGACCCAUAUUAUUUCAAAUAAAGAACUAUAGUUUGUGAAAUGUUAAUCGUCUUUAAAAUAUUUAGUUUAGUGUUUUUUUUCUCCCAUUUUCCCCCAGUGUAAUUAUUUAUCCAUCAUUGAUAAUAAUGCAUGAGUUGUAUAAAUGAUGUACUAGGAAACAAAGUGAUUACCAGCAUCAAAGUGGAAGACAGGAAUCCUCAUUGACUAUCACUACUAUGGACGUCUACCUACGAAACCACAUCACUAAAUACAUUUUUCUCUAAACUUUUCCCGCUGCCUAUUUUGUGAUUGAGAAUACUUGCCGUUUUCAAUCCACCGGAGAGACGUAAGCGCUCUCUCUCUCUCUCUGUCUCUCUCUCUCUCUCUGUCUCUCUUUCUUUCUCUCUCUCUCUCUCUCUCUCUCUCUCUCUCUCUCUCUCUCUCUCUCCAAACUUAAAAGACGCCGACGUCAUGAAAUUAAACUGUUCUAUUUAGAAGAUUGUAAAUGCGAACAGAAUUUAGCUGAAAGCUAAAUCAGAGUUAUUAAAGAGACUUCUCAUCCCACAAA
Oncorhynchus kisutch (coho salmon) is the source of this 4057-nucleotide messenger RNA. Its product is annotated as ubiquitin thioesterase ZRANB1-like. Gene Ontology annotation, biological process: cell migration; protein K33-linked deubiquitination; positive regulation of Wnt signaling pathway. The coding region runs from base 288 to 2570 and encodes 760 amino acids. NCBI's taxonomy places the organism in Eukaryota, Metazoa, Chordata, Actinopteri, Salmoniformes, Salmonidae. Gene Ontology annotation, cellular component: cytoplasm; nucleus. Gene Ontology annotation, molecular function: K63-linked polyubiquitin modification-dependent protein binding; cysteine-type deubiquitinase activity. The transcript has 11 exons. The record is from RefSeq and is a predicted model, not a curated record.